Messenger RNA from Plutella xylostella (diamondback moth), 1125 nucleotides. Lineage: Eukaryota; Metazoa; Arthropoda; Insecta; Lepidoptera; Plutellidae. The record is from RefSeq and is a predicted model, not a curated record.
AUGGUUUGGAGUUUUAUAAUAAACGGCAACAAAAUCAACAAUAGUACCAUCUAUAACAUCGACCACCGGCUCAUUACCGCCAAGCUCGAGCACUAUGGGGUUCGCGGAUCAUCGUAUGAUCUAGUGUCAUCGUUCCUGUCAGGGCGCAGGCAGAUCACAGUUGUGGGGGGUGAACAGUCGUCUCCAGGUGAAAUAGGAGACCGCUCAGUGCCACAAGGCUCGAAUGUUGGUAACGUCCUCUUCCUGGUGAUGAUGAACGACCUCCCUCAUGUGACUGAGAAGGCGGAGUUUAUUAUGUACGCCGAUGAUAUCUGCGCCAUAGUCGCUGGUGAAACCGACCAAUCUCUCGCAGCUAAUGUUGUGUACACAAUGGAGGCGCUGAUUAAUUGGUUCACGAUAAACGGCAUGCAGGUCAACAUCGACAAAACUAAUCUCCUGUCCUUCUCGUUGCAUCGCUCCGCUGCUGAUUUGCCUGCGGUCAUCGUCCAGGACACUGCGGUGCCGUACGACACCUGCGCCAAGUUCGUGGGGUUCCAUUUUGACACUGGGCUGCAAUGGCACUAUCAUAUUGAUAGUGUCUGUGCAAAACUCAAUGGCGCCUUCUACGCUAUCUCACGGCUCGUCCCCACACUCUCGAGAGAAAACCUACUUAAGGCAUACUAUGGUUACUUCCAGAGUGCCUUAACAUAUGGUAUAGAGCUGUGGGGGCUGGCCGCUGAUCGAGAACGGCCUUUUCUCCUGCAGAAGAGGAUGGUGAGGCGCAUGAUGCGGGCGGCCCCGGACGAGCCGGCGCGCGCGCUGUUCCUGCAGCUGGGCGUGCUCACCGCGCCCUGCCUGUACGUGCUGGAGGUGGCCAAGUACGUGCGCCAGAACCUCGCCCACUUCACCCCCCUCUCCACCACUGCGAGGCUACAGAAUAGGCGGAAGAAUGACUUGACCCUAAACACAGCCCGCCUUGCUAAAACCGAGAAAACCGUGCAUAUAAUGGGUCCUAAAAUUUACAAUAAAAUCCCGGAUGACAUACGGGAGUCGCAAAGCUACUUUAGUUUUAAUUGUAAGCUAAAAAAAUAUUUGAGCAAGAAAGCAUACUACUCAGUAGACGAUUAUCUUAAUGAUAAAUUUUAA